AUGAGGAUGGAUCAGGACUGGGCGGUGGACCACUCUGCUGUGUCGCCAGAAAUUGGAGUACAAAUACAAGUGGAGGAAAACGAAGAGGAUACGGAGGAAUGCUCUAGUGAAGAGGAGUCAGAGGAGGAAGAUAGACUACCCCGGAGAGAGAGCUUGAGACCAAAGCGGAAACGGACCAGAGACAUUAUCAAUGAAGAUGAGUGGGAGGUAAACAUCUUGGCAAAGCAAGAAGGUGGGAUUUACUAUUGUACUUGGCUUCUUUUUCAGAAAUGGGUGAAAUUUCUCCGUGACUUCGAGAACUUCAAAGCUGCUUGUGUUCCGUGGGAAAAUAAAAUUAAGGCAAUUGAAAGUCAGUUUGGAUCGUCCGUGGCCUCCUAUUUCCUCUUCUUGAGAUGGAUGUAUGGAGUCAACAUGGUUCUCUUUGUCUUGACAUUCAGCCUCAUCAUGUUGCCAGAGUACCUCUGGGGCUUGCCUUACGGCAGUAUGCCUAGGAAGACCGUUCCCAGAGCCGAGGAGACAUCCGCAGGGAACUUUGGUGUGCUCUACGACUUCAAUUUUUAUAUAAAGUUUUCUGGGCUCUUUUGGGGCUACUAUGACAACCGACGAACCAUUGGAUGGAUGAGUUUCAGGUUGCCCCUCUCCUAUUUUCUGGUUGGCAUUAUGUGCAUUGGAUACAGCUUUCUGGUUGUCCUCAAAGCAGAAUGCCUUCUGCCUGAGGAGCGAGAAGAGAUAAGGCACAUAGUGACUAAGCAGGAGCUCCCUGCAAGAGAAGCUAUCAUGGAAGAAAAAGCUGCCCAAGUAGAAGAGAACGUCCACUUGAUAAGAUUCCUGAGGUUUCUCGCUAACUUCUUCGUGUUUCUAACACUUGGCGGGAGUGGAUACCUCAUCUUUUGGGCAGUGAAGCGAUCCCAGGAAUUUGCCCAGCAAGAUCCUGACACCCUUGGGUGGUGGGAAAAAAAUGAAAUGAAUAUGGUUAUGUCUCUUCUGGGGAUGUUCUGUCCAACUCUGUUUGAUUUAUUUGCUGAAUUGGAAGACUACCAUCCCCUCAUUGCUCUGAAAUGGCUGCUGGGACGUAUUUUUGCCCUUCUUUUAGGCAACUUGUAUGUGUUUAUUCUUGCCUUGAUGGAUGAAAUUAACAACAAGAUUGAAGAGGAGAAGCUAGUUAAAGCCAAUAUUACCAUCUGGGAAGCCAAUAUGAUCAAGGCCUACAAUGCAUCGCUCUCUGGAAAUAGCACUGGGCCACCUUUUUCUGUCCACCCAGCAGAUGUGCCUCGAGGACCCUGCUGGGAAACCAUGGUGGGACAGGAAUUCGUGCGGCUGACCGUCUCUGAUGUUCUGACAACCUAUGUCACAAUCCUGAUCGGAGAUUUUCUCAGGGCCUGUUUUGUCAGGUUUUGCAAUUACUGCUGGUGCUGGGAUUUGGAAUAUGGAUAUCCCUCGUACACGGAAUUUGACAUCAGUGGCAAUGUCCUUGCUCUGAUCUUCAACCAAGGCAUGAUCUGGAUGGGCUCCUUCUAUGCCCCCUGCCUCCCUGGCAUCAACAUUCUUCGACUGCACACAUCCAUGUAUUUCCAGUGCUGGGCCGUGAUGUGCUGCAAUGUCCCCGAGGCCAGGGUCUUCAAGGCUUCCAGAUCGAAUAACUUCUACCUGGGCAUGUUGCUGCUCAUCCUCUUCCUGUCCACCAUGCCGGUCUUGUACAUGAUCGUCUCGCUGCCGCCGUCUUUUGACUGCGGUCCAUUCAGUGGCAAAAAUCGGAUGUUCGAAGUCAUUGGUGAGACACUGGAGCAUGAUUUCCCCAGCUGGAUGGCGAAGAUCUUGAGACAGCUUUCCAACCCUGGACUGGUCAUCGCUGUCAUCUUGGUGAUGGUUUUGGCCAUCUAUUAUCUCAAUGCCACCGCCAAGGGGCAGAAGGCAGCAAAUCUGGAUCUGAAGAAGAAGAUGAAAUUGCAAGCUUUGGAGAACAAAAUGCGAAACAAGAAAAUGGCGGCUGCGCGGGCAGUUUCUCUGUUCUCCAUGGAAUUCCCAUUAUUUGAUUAUUGA
Echinops telfairi (small Madagascar hedgehog) is the source of this 2040-nucleotide messenger RNA. It is a transcript of the gene TMC1, whose product is annotated as transmembrane channel like 1. Gene Ontology annotation, cellular component: plasma membrane. NCBI's taxonomy places the organism in Eukaryota, Metazoa, Chordata, Mammalia, Afrosoricida, Tenrecidae. The record is from RefSeq and is a predicted model, not a curated record. Gene Ontology annotation, molecular function: mechanosensitive monoatomic ion channel activity. The coding region runs from base 1 to 2040 and encodes 679 amino acids. Gene Ontology annotation, biological process: vestibular reflex; detection of mechanical stimulus involved in sensory perception of sound. The transcript is spliced from 20 exons.